This is a messenger RNA of Scophthalmus maximus (turbot), 2397 nucleotides long. It is a transcript of the gene napepld, whose product is annotated as N-acyl phosphatidylethanolamine phospholipase D. The transcript is spliced from 10 exons. Lineage: Eukaryota; Metazoa; Chordata; Actinopteri; Pleuronectiformes; Scophthalmidae. Gene Ontology annotation, cellular component: membrane-bounded organelle; cytoplasm. Gene Ontology annotation, molecular function: N-acylphosphatidylethanolamine-specific phospholipase D activity; zinc ion binding. Gene Ontology annotation, biological process: N-acylphosphatidylethanolamine metabolic process; N-acylethanolamine metabolic process. The record is from RefSeq and is a predicted model, not a curated record. Bases 27 to 1367 code for a protein of 446 amino acids.
GGUAUGGUCCAACGCGACGGGCCGGAAUGGAAACCUUGUUGUGCAGGUGUGCCCGUGUGUCCCCGUGGUGCAGCCGCGCGAGUGUGCUGCGGUGCAGCUUCUUCCGGGUGUCCGUCAGCAGGACGAGGGCCAGUGGCGGCGGUGGUGGUGGGGGUGUGCCCAUGGAGAAGCCGUCAUCGUCCGGCAGAGCGGCGCUGGAGGAGACAACGGGCCUGGUGGAGGAAGAUGAAGUGCUGAGAGGUGCAGAGGGUGGAGUGGUGGAUCCUCGGCCCCCGAGGAAGAGCAGCUCCUCCCGCUCCUCCCGCAAGAGCUUCCGCCUGGACUAUCGGUUGGAGGAGGAAGUGACAAAGUCCUGUCGAGACAAACAUGGCCGCUGGAUCAACCCCUGGUCCACAUGGCGUUUCCCUUCCCACUCGAUGCUGCUCAGGUUCCUGUUGUUUGACAAAAAUCACAGUAAUGUACCAACAAAUAAAGAGGCCCUGGACAGCGAGCUCCCGGUGAUGGAGCCGUUCUUCGUCCAGAACCCAGACCUCUCCGACUCCGGUCCAGGUCUGAGAGUCACCUGGCUGGGUCACGCCACGGUCCUUGUCGAAAUAGACGGACUGAAUAUCCUGACGGACCCGAUCUUCAGCCAGAGGGCGUCGCCGCUCCAGUUCAUGGGGCCCAAAAGGUACCGAGGGCCUCCCUGCACCGUGGAACAGCUGCCCAGGAUCGAUGCUGUCGUCAUCAGUCAUUCUCAUUACGACCAUCUGGAUGUUGGAUCUGUGGCCAGCCUUAACGCGCGCUUCGGAGGGGAGCUACGCUGGUUCGUGCCCCUGGGUUUGAUGGACUGGCUGGCGAGAAUGGACUGUGAGAAUGUGAUGGAGCUGGACUGGUGGGAGGAGAACUGCGUCCCGGGUCAUGACGACAUUACGUUCGUCUGUACGCCGUCUCAGCACUGGAGCAAACGCACUGCUCUGGACGAUAACAAGUCUUUAUGGGGCAGCUGGACUGUUCUGGGUCCCGAACAUCGAUUCUUCUUUGCUGGUGAUACCGGCUACUGUUCUUCCUUCCUGGAAAUAGGACGACGUUUCGGACCAUUUGACCUCGCAGCAAUCCCAAUCGGCGCCUACCUGCCCAGGGACGUGAUGCAGGGGCAGCACGUGGAUCCAGCUGAGGCUGUUCAGAUCCACCAGGACCUCCAGGCCAAACAGUCUGUGGCCAUCCACUGGGGGACCUUUGCUCUUGCACAUGAGUACUACAUGGAGCCGCCGGUUCAUCUCAGAGACGCCCUGGAGCAGAAAGGACUGAAUCCAAAAUCCUUCUUCACGUUGCAUCACGGUGAAUCACGCCUCAUAACUUCACAGGGAGGAGACGUCUUUGAGUGAUCUGAAUCACUGUCUGUAACAAAGAGCAGAACAUUUUUGUUGAUACACUUCAGUGAUUAAAGUGAAAGUUAAAAGAUUUUCUAUACUGUUUACAUACUGAAUGUUUGCCAUCACACGGUCAUUGGUGAGAAAUACUACCUAUAUAGGAGCUGAGACUCCACAAAAAAAAAUGUUUGGGCAAAGUUUAGCUGAGUCAGUGUGGUGUGCAGUUGAAAAAUCACCAGAUUAGGGAUUUGAAAUAGAAAUACCAGAGUAAAAAAAACAAAAACCUCUGAAAAAAACAUUUGUGCUUAUUUCAUUGGUUUGUGAUCAACUGACCAAAAUGUGAGCCAAACUAAACUCGCACGGAGCGACUGGCCCUGGUCCCAAGUUACUAUAGUAACCAGUGCUCUUGAAUUGAGAUAUGAAUGUAGGUAAAGUUUUUGCAUGGGGAACAGUGUGUGGUUGAAUGACAGACCUUCACUUUGACGCUGGGCCGCAGACAGUUUCACAUCCUCACUCAGCUGGACACGACUUCUUGUGAACUGUAAUAUCAAACAUUAGAAAAGUUAUUUAGUCGUGUGGUUUUCAAAGAGCAAGUGUUGGCUGAUGCCAAACGAUAAUCCCGUCUUUUUCUUCAGGAUGUCUUCUGGCCAACACACACAACUACACAGACUGAAGGGGUUUUUAAAUAAAUCUAUAUGCUUAUAGAAAAUGCAGCUGAAGUGUUGUCAUUAAAAGUUGAGCUGGGUUCAACUUCAUGCACUGCAGGUGUUUUGAUCCUGUCAGACACAAACCACAGCGCACAGAUCUUCCUCCCUCUCUUUCUGUCUGCAGUGUGAUCAUCAACAUUUGCACUUCAGCAGAGGCUUCAAAGCAAUUUUAGUUUUCUAGUGAUUUUAUUUUUAAUGCCAGAAUGUAAAAACAGAUGACAGCACAAUGUUGAGUUAAUUUAAUAUGGUUGUAACCAUGUGAUCAAUCAGGGCUAAACUGUGGUUUACAUUGGAUCAAUGUCACUGAAUGUCCCAUUAAAUACACCUUGCAAUUCAAA